Molecule: messenger RNA, 561 nt
Organism: Chaetomium globosum CBS 148.51
Lineage: Eukaryota; Fungi; Ascomycota; Sordariomycetes; Sordariales; Chaetomiaceae
Exons: 2
Coding region: 1-561 (186 amino acids)
Source: RefSeq, a predicted model, not a curated record
AUGGCCGCACCAAAACGCCGCGACUACCAAAACGUCCCAGCCGUCGACAUCGACGACGACGACGACCUGAUCGACCCCGAUGAUGCCGACCUCAACACCUUCGACGACCCCCUCUCCCAACCCACCACCUCCCGCACCACCACCACCACCACCACCAACACCACCACCCCCGGCCUAACCGGCAGCAUCGGCAGCCGCAGCUCGGGGCACGCCUCCUCCUGGACGUCGCGCAUUCCCGGCGAAGACCGGACGACGGCGUCGGCCGCGUCGCCCUCCACCAUCGACGAGUCCGUGUGGGCCACGCUGCGGCGCGACCUGCUCGCCGUCUGGCGCAAGCUGCUCGAGGUGCUGUACCCGCGGCACCUGUUCGCGGCGUGGGGCGGGCCGGACUCGCUGCGGGGCGCGUACGCCUCGCUGCGGAGCGGGGGGUUUGCGGGGGCGAGGGAGGAGUUGGCGGGGUUGGCGGGAAGGGUGUUGGAUGCGGAGAGUUUGUUGGGGGGUGGUGGGAAGUGCAGGUGGGAGUGGUGCGGCCGGGGAGUAUGCUGCGGGGCGGGGGGUUGA